CUUCCUCCAGCACCUGUUAGCAUCAGUGUCCAGGAAUUAACUCAAGGACUGGAAAAAUGGCUUUCAACCUGCAAAACUCCAUGGAGGGCCUCAUCAGUGUGUUCCAUUCCUAUUCUGGAAAAGAAGGUGACAAGUACAAGCUGAGCAAAGGUGAAAUGAAGAACCUGUUGCAGGGAGAACUCGCCGACUUCAUGCACAAAGACCCCGACGUGAUUGACAAGAUUAUGGGUGACCUGGAUGAAAACAAGGAUGGUGAAGUGGACUUCCAGGAGUUUAUUGUUCUGGUUGCUGCACUGAGUGUCGCCUGCCAUGAAUUCUUCAAAGACUGCGAUAAGAGCUGUGUGAAAGACGAGAAGGACCAUGGUUCUAAGAAAGACUGAAAGUAUAUUUCACAUUAAAUCAAUAAAAAUGUUGGAUGUAAAAAAAAAA
Messenger RNA from Dicentrarchus labrax (European seabass), 429 nucleotides. RefSeq names its product protein S100-A1-like. Lineage: Eukaryota; Metazoa; Chordata; Actinopteri; Moronidae. The record is from RefSeq and is a predicted model, not a curated record. Gene Ontology annotation, molecular function: calcium ion binding.